Molecule: messenger RNA, 1278 nt
Organism: Torulaspora globosa
Lineage: Eukaryota; Fungi; Ascomycota; Saccharomycetes; Saccharomycetales; Saccharomycetaceae
Gene: ATG39
Product: Atg39p
Exons: 1
Coding region: 1-1278 (425 amino acids)
Source: RefSeq, a predicted model, not a curated record
AUGUCGAAGACAGACGACGGCUGGAACGUUGUCAAAUUACCAGAGAAGGGCCAGCUGAGUUCAGGUGGCGCCGUAUCGGACGACUAUUAUGUGGAUGAUGAUGAUAUUCUAUCCAAUACGAGCAGUGAUGACUAUGCUGAUGUAACAAACGCUUUCAAUUUGGGUAAGAAAGAGAUUGAGAAUGUUAAGCCUAUCUCCGAUUCGUAUGACACCCUUACGGGGUCUAAAAACAGUGGCACCGUGAAGUCGAGCAGCUUGGAAAAGUGUAAAAACCCAGAUGACGAUAGGAGAACCACAAUAAUGGAUAAAAUUUUAUCACGGUUCGAUAACAUGAGGAAGCCGGAAUUAAAGGCAUGGCAUGUAGCCAUCUUAUCGUCUCUUGUUACCGUUUUCAUUAUAGUGGGCACUCAAAGAUACUUUGAACUAUUCGAUGGGAUUCUUCAACAGAAGGCUGGCGUCUCGGUCACGGAUAACUCUAGUGAUAAGGAUCUAAUGUACUCAAACAUAAACUUCUUGAAUCGCGACGAAUCUGUUUCGCCAACGUGGAGACCAACGGGAAAAUAUUAUGUGGAUUUUGACAACCAUAUCGCUUACCCACUCCCACAGAAGGAAGAUUGGCCUUGGCAAAAAUUCAAGACGGACACAGUUAUUCUGUGGUACACUGUAAGAUCUAAAUGCCGCUCAUGGUUUAAGUCCAAGCCCGUGGCAGAUUUCGGAAGAAAAUGCUACACUUUUGUACACAAGCUCAAGACCGAUACCCUGCGGAUUCACAAUAAGAUUCUCUUGGCCCGAAGUUGGAUUUCAGACCGACUGGGAGACACUUCGCAGGUCCUGAAGAGAAGGUUCAACGCCAAUUUAAUCAAUCUACACCAUAACUCGCUGGUGCUGAAAGAUAGAAUCACAGAGACUGCUCGGUCGUUGAGAGAUGCAUGGAACGAUCAGCUAAUGCCAAGAUUGAACAAGUUCUCGAGAAUGACUUUAAGAAAUGCCAAUAAAAGUAUUAAACGCUGCAAGUAUGCACUGUUGGAGGUUAAAUCAUGGGUUUCGCAAAAGUCUGUACCACAUUUCGAAAGUUUCAGUAAGAAAGUGCGUGAUGAGGUGCAGCGAUUGCCAAAGAAUUGCGAUCGAAAGAUUAGAAUGCUAUACUCCCAUCUGCAUAGAAGGGAGUCGAAUCCAGUAGUGAAGCGUCUAUCAGCUCACGUUAAAACGUGUCGGCACAUGACUCGCAGAAAGUGCACGAAUUGGCAGUUCUCAAAGAUUAAAGUCUUAAAUAAUUGA